AUGACCUCCGACAACAAGCCUCUCGCCAAGGACCUCUCCCACCUGCUCUCCACCGAGGCCAAGUCCCGAAAGGAGUCCAACCUCAAGGCCGCCUUUGUGUACAAGGCCGACCCCUCCAUUGCCUUCCUCGGAGGAGGACUGCCUCUGCCCUCCUUCUUCCCCUUUGACAACGUGACCGUCGAUACCCCCAAGCCUCCCUUCAAGAACACCAUCAUCGCCGACGUGAACUCUCUCAAGGAGGACGAGCUCACCAAGGUCCAUGUCCCCAAGGACCCCUCUCGAGCCGGCAAGACCGAUCUGCCUCUCGCACAGACCCUGCAGUACGGUCUGUCUGGCGGCGCCCAGUCUCUGAUCGACUUCAUCAAGGAGCACACCACCAUGAUCCACAACAUUCCUUACAAGAACUGGGACAUUUGUGCCACCACCGGAAACACCAAUGCCUGGGACUCCGUGCUACGAACCUUCACCAACCCCGGUGACUCCAUUCUGUGUGAGGAGUUCUCCUUCUCCUCCGCCAUCGAGUGUGCCCACGGCCAGCAGAUCAAGGUCAUCCCCGCCAAGGUUGAUUUGGAGGGUCUCCUCCCCGACGCUCUGGACGAACAGCUCAACAACUGGGUCGGAGCCAAGCCUAAGCUGCUCUACACUAUCCCCACCGGCCAGAACCCCACCGGAGGAAACAUGCCUGCCGACCGACGAGAGGCCGUCUACAAGGUGUGCCAGAAGCACGACAUUCUCAUCAUCGAGGACGAGCCCUACUACUUCCUGCAGAUGGACGAGUUCAAGCAGGAUCAGGCUGCCCGAAACUACGAGCAGCUUGAGGACCACGACACCUUCCUCAAGUCUCUGGUUGCUUCCUACCUCAACUUUGAUACCGACGGACGAGUUCUGCGACUCGACUCCUACUCCAAGGUUCUGGCUCCUGGAACCCGAUUCGGCUGGAUCGUCGCCCAGGACACCUUCAUUGAGCGAUUCCUGCGACUGCACGAGGUCUCCAUCCAGUUCCCCUGCGGUUUCACCCAGUCCAUUCUCUACGGCAUGCUGUCCCGAUGGGGCCAGACCGGCUACCUUGACUGGCUCAUCAACCUCAAGAAGGAAUACUCCAUCAAGCGCGACGGCGCCAUGGACGCCAUGGAGAAGUACAUGCCCAAGGAGAUUGCUGAGUGGAUCGCUCCUACUGCUGGUAUGUUCUUCUGGUUCCAGAUUGACGGCUCCAAGCACCCCGAGUUUGCCUCCAAGUUCAACUCUGACCCCGCCAAGCUCGAGCUCUACCUCUACGAGCAGGGUGUGAAGAACAAGGCCCUGCUGAUCCCCGGCCAGUGGUUCCGAUCCGAGGAUGUCACUGAGCCUCCUCAGAAGCCUCUCCCCGUGACUGAGGCGGAAAAGUCUCUGCUCUUUUUCCGGGGCACCUACGCCGCAGUCCCCACUGAGACUGUCGAUGACGGUGUCAAGCGAUUCGCCGAAGUCGUCAAGCGAGAGUUCCAGCUUUAA
Messenger RNA from Yarrowia lipolytica CLIB122, 1488 nucleotides. RefSeq lists its product as uncharacterized. Lineage: Eukaryota; Fungi; Ascomycota; Dipodascomycetes; Dipodascales. Gene Ontology annotation, biological process: L-tyrosine biosynthetic process; aromatic amino acid catabolic process. Gene Ontology annotation, molecular function: pyridoxal phosphate binding; aromatic-amino-acid:2-oxoglutarate transaminase activity; L-2-aminoadipate:2-oxoglutarate transaminase activity. The record is from RefSeq and is a predicted model, not a curated record.